Molecule: messenger RNA, 1587 nt
Organism: Ctenopharyngodon idella (grass carp)
Lineage: Eukaryota; Metazoa; Chordata; Actinopteri; Cypriniformes; Xenocyprididae
Exons: 2
Coding region: 502-1524 (340 amino acids)
Biological process (GO): nucleotide metabolic process
Molecular function (GO): catalytic activity
Source: RefSeq, a predicted model, not a curated record
UCAUGUUACUACGCACUUUAAGGAAAUAACUGUGGAUAUUUUUGCCAACAACAGAUUAAUCUUUUCAUUUACUAAAUUAAAUGUGCAAAGUUUUUAUUAUUAUUAGCCUAUUUUUUAUUGUAACUCAACCUGCUUUUAAAACAACAUUUUAAACAGGUUUACAUUAGUAGAGAACAACAAAUGAACAGAACAUUUAUACACGGCAAUCACACACUAUAUUACGCAUUCUUUGUACAGAAAGCAAAAUUUAGACGUCUUUACGGAGCUUUUCUUAUUAAAUGGUGUUCUGGACUUUCCUGUGUGAAGAUCUGCUCUCUGAUGCUUUGGUGCCAUCUGCUGGACGAGAUUAAACCCACAGCGCAGUUCCGCUUCCGGCCAGCAAGCGGCGCCUGUUCCUCAGAUAUGACAUUGAUGUAGUAAGAUCGUCACGCGGAAGUCCGUGAACUUGAGCCGGUUGGGUUUUGAUUUUAUUAUUUCAAAACUGAAGUAUUUCCAAGCCUAAUGAAAAUAAGUCGGCGGUGGAUUCUUAACGGUUGUGCGGUGUGUUCUGUGAUACUCGGCAGCUUUUUAGGAAGAAUGUCAUCAUCGUUAGUGUCUGGGCUCCAGGAGAGGCAUGUGAUCUGGGAGACGUCAGAGUUGUUGGCGUAUCUGCACCGCUCCCCGUGGACACCAGGGGUUGCUGUUGUUACCCAUAAGAGCUCUGGCAGCACCGGCAGCAUCUUCCACUUACCUGAGGAUACUUUUCUGCGUCUGCUUCUGGGCGCAAGAACAGUAGCGCACCUGCUCUGUGAGAGUCUGGCUGUUCAGCGCUGCGCCUUGGUCCAUACGCCACAGAAAAGAGCUGACGGGCUCGGUGCUGAGCUUCACAUCGUGCCCCUCCAUGGUUUGGAGUCGGACUGGAAACCUCACCUCGCCGCGGAGGAAGAUUUCCAAGCGUGUGACCCUGGAUACGUCAGUUCCAAGAGCGGCCCGCGCUGGACGGACUCCGAUCUAGAGGCAGUCAAGAGGCGCAUCCAGGUUCAUCUGCCUACACCGAAAGCAGCUCCGAACUACACCUUCCUGGGCGACCCAUCCGACUCUGGCCUGUUUCCACGCAUUGUGCGCGGAGAAGAGAAGCAGUGGAGAGUUUGGGAAGAUAACGGCCAUGUCGCUUUCCUCACACCGUUUCCUAACACACCUGGACUCACUGUGCUGGUUCCACGGAAACCGCUGUCCAGUGACAUAUUCCGACUGGAGGAGAGCGACUAUAGACAGCUGCUGCUGGCGACUCUAAAGGUGUCCCGCCUUCUGGAGGCGGGGCUUGGGGCAUGGGGGGUGGGUCUUAUUUUUGAGGGCUUUGAAAUUGAUUACGCUCAUGCCAAACUGAUUCCACUCGUCUCUUCAUCUGAUGAGGCAGAGAUGAGCCUCACCUGUCCAGCACCUGAGUUUUUUGACCGCUAUCCGGGUUAUGUGACGUCAGUCAGUGGUCCGCCAGCCAGCAGUGAAAGUCUCCAAGAGAUCUGUGCCAGAAUUACCCAGCGCUGAUCAUUGAAAUGUUUAUAAUAAUAAUUGUUCCAACUGAAUACAAUUGUGAAAAUUGAUUUUUGA